GCUUGUCCUGGAAUCGCCGCUAAGGAGCUCCACCAGUCCCUUCUUUGGCUCGCAGAUCUGCCAAUCAGAAACACGCCGCUGCGCUCAGUUCUGGAGAGGUUAAGGAGCAGCGCCGGCCGAUUAUCAGCAACAGCGUUUUGCUGAGUGAAACAAUUGUAUCUGGCGUCUCCCUUGUGCUGUUGAAAAAAAUCGCAUUUCUCGAUGUAACGUUGUGAAAAUUAUGUAACUCUUCAUUUUGAGAUGGAUUUAUUUUCCGGAUUAUACUAGAAGAUCAUUUUCUGCAAGGACGGGAAGGGAAGGAGUCUGAUGUAUGAGACACAGAGAGCCGUCCAGUUCGUCUCCUCUCAUGGAGAAACCCCACUCACCACUCAGCACUAUGAGGAGAACCAAGGGUGUCUGCAGUGGUUCUCUUAGGUGUGGGGUGGGGAUUCUGGUGGUGAUCACCUUAGCGUCUCUAGUCGCCUUCAUGUUGGAAACCUCCAGGACCAACGGGAGUCACACCAUCUGGAACACGUACACCGUGGAUCCCAAUCAUGUCAAGCUGGUACACUCCUUCGUUAAACAAGUCCUGCAGCGGGAAUGCAAGCCCUCUUUCGCCAGGAAGGAGAUGGAAGCGAGAUUCAGCACUUCCAUCCAAGUUCAGGAUCAUUUCCUUUCCAAGAACUCCCAGUUCACAGAGACAAUAUUUCAGUACCCACCGCCAUUUGGGUUUAAGGACUUAGGCGGGAAACUGCUGGAAGUCCUGAGCCUUUUUCCUAGCCCUGCCAAGGAAGAGGCUGCCAAGUCCUGCCGGCGUUGUGUUGUAAUUGGAAACGGAGGAAUACUACGGGGCCUGGAGCUGGGAAACCUGAUCGACCAGUUUGAUGUGGUUAUCAGGUUAAACAGUGGCCCUUUGCGCGAGUUCAGUAAAGAUGUUGGCAAUAAAACGUCGAUCAGGAUGAGUUAUCCUGAGGGCAGCCCGGUGGUGUGGGAGGACGUUGACCCUGAGGUGCAGUUCGUGGCCGUGGUCUAUAAAUCGGUGGAUUUCAGCUGGGUGAAGGCGAUGAUGAAGAAGGAGAGGGUGUCGUUCUGGGACUGGCUGUUUUUCUGGCAGAGGGUGCCUGAAGAAAUCCCCAUAGGGAUCUCACAGUUUCGAAUCUUGAACCCUGAAAUCAUUCGACAGACGGCACUGGACCUGCUCCACUUCCCUGCUCCACAGCCGAAAAUCUGGGGGUGGGACCAGAACGUGCCGACCCUGGGAAUCAGCGCUCUCAACCUGGCCACGUACCUGUGCGACGAGGUCAGCUUAGCGGGCUUUGGGUACAACCUCAGCCAGCCAAGGGCUCCGCUACACUAUUAUGAAGAUGUUUCCAUGGACGCCAUGCUGGUGCAGCACAUGCACGACGUGGACACCGAGAGGACACUCAUCGGCAGCCUGGUGCGAGCUGGCAUCAUGUCGGACCUUACUGGAGGAGUUCACUGCAGCUUCUGCGGGAACGAUGAAAGCUAACGCUGAAGGAUUUCUCGCUCUACUUGAUUUUUCAAGUGUCUUUCAUCCUUAGAACUGACAGUGAUGAAGAUUAUUUAUUCAAUAUUAAUAGAAUAUUUCUCAUUGAGAAUUCAAAUACAAAGAAUGAGGCCUGCUUACUGCUCAUUCUUGGACAUGAACUUUAUUUAUGUAGAGGUGUUACAUGCUACUGUGGAGUCCUGUAAAUGAGUUGCACCUCAGAAACCCAUCUUUUUGUUAAAGAUUUUUCUUUUUACUUGUACAUAUUUCAAGAACAGUUAUGAACUUUUUUAAGGUGCUUUAUUAAUUUGUUUCAAUUUGUAUUUAUUUGUUUUUCAUGUUGACUUUUCAUAUAGUCUUUUGGAUUAGGACCAUAUGUGUAUUUUCAGUAUUAUCAAUGAAUUGAGUCUUCAGAAUUUUUUUUAACAGCAAAUGUAAAAGAAGCAUGUACUUUAUAGAUUUUUAUUUGAAAAUUCUUGCAAUAUCCGCCCUCUGUUAAAAUCAUUCAUCCUUUUAAUUUGUAAAUCAUUUUUUCCGUAAUUUUGUACAGUAUUGGACUUCUGUACCUUAUUAGAUUCCGAAUUUCUGUUAAAUACCAUAACAGUGUUUGUCAUUCUUUUACCCAAAGAUAAAUUGUUAAAAAAAGCUAUCGGUUGUACUAAUUAAACUAAGGUAAAACAUAUGAGGCACUGAACUAGAAUACUUGGCUCCAUAGCUGUCACAGGAUGAGUCUGCUUGAACGGGACUAAUUUGUUUUUUACCUCAUAUCGUCAUCAGAUCAAAAAUAUUCUGUUUGUUUUCUCAUGUUGGCUGUUCAUAUGUGCUUUUAAUAUCGCCUCAAACGUGAAUAGGGUGUUUGUAUGUUGACGAUCUAAUAUGGUGCAAUGGACUCCAGCAUUUCUGACUUCCCAGAGAAUGUCUGCAUUAUUGUCUGUGAAUAAAUGUAGAGCCUUUUUUGUUUUGUGUAUAUUACUGAAAACCAUUACAGUGUUCUUUUUGUAAAAGUGCUGUGUGAUUGUGUAAUUUUCUAGUUGCUUUUUAUAGCAUGAUUGCAGUUUACGGAAUAAUUCUAAGAAACGUCUCUGUGCUUUGCGUGCAAGUUUGUGUAAAUCUGAUCAAAGCAAAUCUGAUCAGACUGAGUGGUGAUCCAUCUGUAACAAUGGCUGCCAUCCAGUCAUUCAGGUAAAAUCUUAGUAGUACCUUGACUUCUGUAUGUAUAGUAAAAAGAGAGGGGUAUUUGUUUUUUUUCCUACAGUGUGGCACAUUAGCUUCCUACUCUAGUCUAUACUCAACUGUUAGAGAAUCGUAAAGGAACAAAUACUUGUUAUACAGAUACCUGUAUAUUACUUUGGUUUACAUAGUGCAAUAAAACAAGACCGUGUAUAUCCAACUUGCAUGAAUAUGUAUACAAUUAAGCCACUUUGAACUGUAUUCUUCAGUAACACUGUGUGCAUAAUCUUAAUACGUCAUAUUACAGACCCUCAAUAUAUUUUUGAGAUUAAUCUAAGACACAUUUAAGUUACAAGAACCAUCGCUGUUAAAAAUAGUUUAUCUUGCCGGGCUUGAAAAGGUACAGUGCAGUGAAGCAAUGAACUGCGUCAAUUCAAGUCCAUGAUGGCACCCUACCUAUCUGUUGUAGUGAAAAACAUCCUUUUAAAGAGGAGCUUCUGUUCUAAUUUCUCAGACUGGUUAUUAAAGCACAGUAACAAAUUGAUGGUAUUGCAAAAUUUUACAAAUUCCAACAUAGCACAAAACUGUGAACUUUGUGAAAGUACUGUAUAGUUGCCAUUUUGUUGCAAACCCCUAGUCUUGUCACACGCAAGGGCAAGAGUUUGCACAAAUUGUGAUGUGAAGUGGCCCUUCCUGCUCACUAAUCACAAUUGUGAUGUGAAGUGGCCCUUCCUGCUCACUAGUCACUGUAAUGACUGAUGUAAUGUGAUGUACAAGUGAAUAAGUACAUAGUGUGCAGGAGACAUUUCAUCACAGAAAUGUUUCAAUGUGACGAAGGGUGAUGAAAGGCAUUAGGCGGGCAGGUGCUUACUCCGUGAGUCUGAUGAUGUCUUAUUACACUAUUGACAACAAAUUGAACAACUUUAAGAAAUCAAAAUAAUUGACAAGAUUGCAAAAAAGUAACUGAAACCAGCUUGAUUUUAAUGGAAAUAAGAUAAGGCAUACAGUACUUUUAAGAAAUUCUGUGAUACUUGUGAUACAGCUUGUUUUUUUGGUAUUGUUUUUUUCCAUAAAAAGCAGUUGCUUAAAUUCUUAAUUUAAAAUCUAAAAAUGGUUACAAAUGUGAGGAUGCCAAUGUAGCCUGUUUUAUUCCUUACUUGAUAAAAGUAUCUCAUCUAGCUGCUUCUUGAAAGAAGCCAGGAUUUCAACUUCAACUACAUGCCUUGGUAUUUUGUUCUAGACUCCCUUUGGGUAAAGAGAAGUCUCCUUUUCUCAGUUUUAAAUUCCACUUAGUUUGCACUUGCUUUAAACACGAGCUGGAGAGCACAAGUGGAAGUGCAAUUAAACUGGAGAAUUACUUUC
Molecule: messenger RNA, 4018 nt
Organism: Lepisosteus oculatus (spotted gar)
Lineage: Eukaryota; Metazoa; Chordata; Actinopteri; Semionotiformes; Lepisosteidae
Source: RefSeq, a predicted model, not a curated record